Molecule: messenger RNA, 5363 nt
Organism: Gadus morhua (Atlantic cod)
Lineage: Eukaryota; Metazoa; Chordata; Actinopteri; Gadiformes; Gadidae
Gene: lats1
Product: large tumor suppressor kinase 1
Exons: 8
Coding region: 345-3962 (1205 amino acids)
Biological process (GO): G1/S transition of mitotic cell cycle; positive regulation of apoptotic process; hippo signaling
Molecular function (GO): ATP binding; protein serine/threonine kinase activity; protein binding
Source: RefSeq, a predicted model, not a curated record
CUGGGGGUGUGCAUGGUUAACUCAGUGGCCACUUGACGUACUGUUGCCGUCCUUGUCACUCAGACAUCCUAGGAAUUUAACAGCUAACAGAGCGUUAGCGCUGCAUUGUUGGGAAACGAAUAGAAACAUACGUGUGUUACGCAGUUUGCGCUACGGGCCCUCGUUAUUUGUCAUUUAAUAGUAUUCGCAGGGAGGAGAUCGAUAGCGUUUCGCCACUGUGCUGUUGAAGCAUGUGCACGUGAAGAAGAUACUGGAGUCGUGAUCAACUGAACCCUGGUACCCACGCUGCAGAGCAGUGCUGCCUUCUUCUUCAUCCCUUUGACCGUCAUCACACAUGUUCUUACAUGAAGAGAAGCGAGAAACCCGAAGGAUACAGACAGAUGAGACCCAAGACGUUCCCUGUCAGCAGCAACAGCGGCAACAGCCAACUAAUGCUGCAGGAAAUCCGUGAGAGUCUCCGAAACCUUCCCAGGCCCUCGGACCUGGCCAAGGUGGAGAUGGGCAGCUCUGGGAAAAUGCUUCCUGAAGACCCAAGACAACCUGGUCGGUCCGCCAGAAACCCAUACCACAAAGCAUUGCAGGAGAUCCGAAAGUCCCUCAUGCCUUUCGCCAAUGAGCCAUUUAAUCCGGGUGGGACGAGCGAAGUGAACAAUCAAAUGCUUAUGUGGCUUAUGUCAGCUGGGUUUGAAGAGGAAAUGGGGAUCCGUGCUCUGAAGCACACCAACAGCCGCAGUAUCGAGGCCGCGCUGGAGUACAUCAGUAAGAUGAGCUACCCGGACCCAGCCAGGGAGCAAAUGUCCGUGACUGCCAACCGCCCCGUCAACGCUGGCAUCAAAGCUUCAGGUGCUUCUCACGUCCAGCAGCCCGUGGUCAGGAGGUCCAGCUGGAAGGGCUCCAAGGAGUCUCUGACCCAGAGACACAGCCCCAUGGGGCUGGAGGGUAUGAUGUACCGCUCCGACAGCCCCGGCCCCCAGGGGGAGCUGUCGGCCCGGGGCCCGCCCCCCGCCUUCCCCCAGGGUCACCACGGCAACGGCCAGCGCGGCAACCCGCACCUGCAGCCUCAGGUGCGCAGCGUCACGCCGCCGCCCAACUGGGACAGCAACCCGUCGACCAAGCGCUACUCCGGCAACAUGGAGUACCUCCCCCGCGUCUCCCCGGUGCCCCAGGGCGCCCGGCCCCAGGACGGCUACCCCGGCGCCGCCCCGCCCAACCAGCGCGGCCUCAGCCCCGUGCCCCUCGGCCGGCAGCCCAUCAUCAUGCAGAGCUCGGCGGGCAGCAAGUUCACCUUCCCCCCCGGCUGGGCCCAGUCCCCGCAGACGGACUACGUCGCCGGGGGGGGCGGUGGCCGCCAGCCGCCUCCGCCGUACGCGGCCCCGCAGGGCAGCCGCCACAGCCCCACCGACCAGGGGCAGGGCGGGGGGCCGGCCUCCUCGCCCUCCUACAUGAACGGGGGCAACCUCCCCCCGUCCAUGCUGGUCCCCAGCCGCAACAGCCACAACCUGGACAUGUACAAUCCCCAGUCCUGGUCCCAGGCCCCGCCGCAGUCCUCCCCCAACGGCAACACCCAGCAGGACCUGUCGCCCUCCUGGCAGCAGAACAUGCCCACCCGCUCCAACUCCUUCAACAGCCACCAGCUGGGCGGCCGAGCGGCGGGCUCCCAGCCGUCUGCCACCACGGUCACCGCCAUCACCCAGGCCCCCAUCCUGCAGCCCGUCAAGAGCAUGCGCGUCCAGAAGCCAGAGCUGCACACCGCCGUGGCGCCCACACACCCGCCCUGGAUGCAGCAGCCGCAGCAGCAGCAACAACAGCAGCAGCAGCAGCAGCAGCAGCAGCAACAACAGCAGCAGCAGCAACAACAGCAACAGCAACAGCAGCAGCAGCAACAACAACAACAACAACAACAACAACAACAACAGCUCCAUCAGCAGCAGCAGCAACAACAGCUUCAGCAGCAGCAGCAACAGCUCCAGCAGCAGCAGCAGCAACAACAGCAGCACCAACAACAACAACAACAGCAGCAACAGCAGCAGCAGCAGCCAUCCCCCCUUCUUCAUCCUACAAAUGGCUACCCAGAUCCGCCCGCCCCCACAGCUCAGAACCCGGUGGUAGCGGAGGUCCCCAGCUACCAGGGCCCCCCUCCCCCUUACCCAAAGCACCUGCUCCAGCAGCCGGCCCCCGGCCCGAGCCCCCCGUCGUUCGAGCCCGGCGGCGCCUCGAGGCUCGGGGCCGGGAGGGAGGAGCCGGCCGAGCAGGAGGGAGCGGGAGACGGUGGCGGCGGGGGCGGCGACAGGGCCCCCGAGGGCCCAGACGGCGGCAGCAGCAAAGGCAGCUCCUCCGGGGCGGAGAGCAAGGAGCGCAAGCAGAUCACCACGUCCCCCGUGCCGGUGCGCCGCAACAGCAAGAAGGACGAGGAGCCGCGCGGCGACUCGGCCCGGGUGCCGCUGUACUCGCCGCAGGCCUUCAAGUUCUUCAUGGAGCAGCACGUGGAGAACGUCCUCAAGAACCACCAGCAGCGCAUCCGCCGCCGGAAGCAGCUGGAGAGCGAGAUGCAGCGGGUGGGCCUGUCCCAGGACGCCCAGGAGCAGAUGCGCAUGAUGCUGAGCCAGAAGGAGUCCAACUACAUCCGCCUGAAGCGCGCCAAGAUGGACAAGUCCAUGUUCAAGCGCAUCAAGACCCUUGGCAUCGGCGCCUUCGGCGAGGUGUGCCUGGCGCGCAAGGAGGACGCAGGCACGCUGUACGCCAUGAAGACGCUGCGCAAAAAGGACGUGCUGCUGCGCAACCAGGUGGCCCACGUCAAGGCGGAGCGCGACAUCCUGGCGGAGGCGGACAACGAGUGGGUGGUGCGCCUCUACUACUCCUUCCAGGACCGGGACAACCUGUACUUUGUCAUGGACUACAUCCCCGGCGGCGACAUGAUGAGCCUGCUGAUCCGCCUGGGCAUCUUCAAGGAGGAGCUGGCGCGCUUCUACAUCGCCGAGCUCACCUGCGCCGUGGAGAGCGUGCACAAGAUGGGCUUCAUCCACCGCGACAUCAAGCCCGACAACAUCCUGAUCGACCGCGACGGCCACAUCAAGCUCACCGACUUCGGCCUCUGCACCGGCUUCCGCUGGACGCACGACUCCAAGUACUACCAGAGUGGGGACCACGUCCGACAGGACAGCAUGGACUUCAGCAAGGACUGGGAGGACCCGGCCAACUGCCGCUGCGCCGACCGCCUGAAGCCACUGGAGCGCCGGAAGGCCCGGCAGCACCAGCGCUGCCUGGCCCACUCGCUGGUGGGCACGCCCAACUACAUCGCCCCUGAGGUGCUGCUCCGGAUAGGUUACACCCAGCUGUGUGACUGGUGGAGUGUGGGCGUCAUACUCUAUGAAAUGGUGGUGGGGCAACCACCAUUCCUGGCCACCACACCUCUUGAAACCCAGCUGAAGGUCAUCAACUGGCAGAGCGCGCUGCUCAUCCCGGCCCAGGCCCAGCUGAGCGCCGAGGCCUCGGACCUCAUCGUCAAGCUGUGCCGCGGCCCCGAGGACCGGCUGGGCAAGAACGGCGCCGACGAGAUCAAGGAGCAGGCCUUCUUGGCCUCGGUGGACUUCAGCAGCGACCUGCGGCAGCAGCAGGCGCCCUACGUGCCCACCAUCGCCCACUGCACCGACACGUCCAACUUCGACCCGGUGGACCCCGACAAGCUGUGGAGCGGCGGCAGCAGCGACCACAACGACACGCUGGCCGGCUGGUUCCGCAACGGCAAGCACCCGGAGCACGCCUUCUACGAGUUCACCUUCCGCCGCUUCUUCGACGACAACGGCUGCCCCAAGCCCAUCGAGGGCGAGGAGUACGGGAUCGAGGGCGAGGAGUACGGGGUCGCCGAGGGCUCGGACCCAGAGGGGGAGGAGCCGCCGCCGCCGCAGGGAGAGGGGGGCCAGGAGGGAGGCAGUCCGGGGGGACAGGAUCUGGUGUACGUGUAGCACUGUGGCAUGAGGGGGGGGCGUCUCUUCUGUAACCCCCUCUGUGUGUGUGUGUGUGUGUGUGUGUGUGUGUGUGUGUGUGUGUGUGUGUGUGUGUGUGUGUGUGUGUGUGUGUGUGUGUGUGUGUGUGUGUGUGUGUGUGUGUGUGUGUGUGUGUUGCUUUUUAGCAUUAAAAACAUGGCGCAUAAGAAAGCUCCUUUUGAACAGACUUUUUCGGAGAACGCACAUGAAAACCUUGGUGGGGAGCCCAGGGGGUCGUCCUGUUUGUUGUCCACACAGGGUUGAAGUGAACACAGAAAAUACGCUCUUAUAAGAAACGUGUUGCCCUUUCCCAAGCCUUAAUUUAUUCAACAAACGGUACCUAGUGAUUCUUUUGUUUUAGAUGCUGUGUUAAAGUAUGGGUGAAUCUAGUUGGGGUUUAUUUAGUGGAAUCUGCUGUAUUUGAAAAUUGUCUUUUUAAUUUAUUUUUCAAGACUGUUGCAAUAGUGGGAUGUAGCGCUAGGACUAGUAGAAUCUUUUCAGGGAUAAAUAACACUUUAAUUCUCCAUAGCCUUGCCUUUUUGAUCUCCUGUCUUUGACCAAAUACCUUUGGGUGGGGGGAAUAAUAAUAAUCUCAAUGGCAUUCUAAAUAAUGAGUCUUUAGAUAGUUGAACUAGAAACUUGUUUUAUUUUUAUUUCUAAUUUAUACUUAAUGUAUUUAUAAAUGAUGUUUGUAUACAGUUAAUGUAAAUAGAUUUAUUGUUUCCUUUGUAGGGCAGGCCCUCUUUAGUGUCUCACUGCACCAGCCUCAGUUUUCUCUCAGUUUAGGACAAAAUACACCAUUAUGUUAUUUCAUUCUACUUCAUAUUGUGUACCAAUAGGAUAUCUGGGGGCUGUUUUAUAUAUUUUUUACAUCCAUGUAGCAACUUUCCACUUACCAGAAGCACUCUUUUUUUUUUUUUUUUUUUACAAAUUGUCAGAACAAAACAUAUUCCCAAUUGGAUCCUCACUUGCGCAUGAACACCACACUGUUGGAUUAGGAAAUGAAUUCCAGAGCUUCAACAUUUGGAUUAGAUAUGCUUUCUUUUCUUUAGCCACUUGCUGGAGACUGCGUGAGAUACGUGUUAGCAAUAUAAAGGCUUGAGAAAUGUGUAGGUACAUGGGAGUUAGAAGGUUGGUUUGGUGAACUUGCAAUUUAGGACCGAGCCCUCAUGUACUUCUUACUACUACGUAAGGCGUCUAGUAAAGUGUGGUGCUUUGGUACUUAGGAAGGGAUAUCUGAAAGUAGCUCUGCAAUGUUAUGGCCAAUGGCUCAUGUCAUGUACAAGUGGAAAUAUGUGUACGAGAGAUGCACGCUGGGAACUUGGCUGUGGGGAAGAGGGUGACGAAUAAAUGAUGGAAAAAAUAAAUUAAGUCUCUUGA